This is a messenger RNA of Pelecanus crispus (Dalmatian pelican), 953 nucleotides long. The record is from RefSeq and is a predicted model, not a curated record. Lineage: Eukaryota; Metazoa; Chordata; Aves; Pelecaniformes; Pelecanidae.
GCGCUUGAUUCGGUUUACUUCACCGGCUUUGCAGAGACCAACAAGACCUUUGUGAUUGCUCGUCUUGCCAAACGUCCUAAUGGGAUCUGUGAGAUGUGGCUCUUCCUGAGGGUGGAUGGAAUAGGAGAGUUUGAACACCCACAACAUCCAAACAUGAUGGUGAGUGAUGAAUCUGAAGAGAUUUGGAGUGGAGGAGGACUCACUAUUGAAUAUGUAGAGCCCCAAAGACGCUGGAAAAUAAGUUUCAAUGGAUUACUCAGAAAAGGACCCUACCGACAGCAGUGGAGUGAAGAGGAAGGCGAACUUGUAGCAGUUAAAUUCUCUUUCCAUUGGGAGAACUUCACAGAAGUCUUUAACUUUAGUGUCGACAGUCACCCCAGCACAUUUGCACGUGCUUUUGCCCAGGAGCCAUGGACCAUCGAGUUCUUCCAGAGGGUCAAAAAACAAAGGGAACAACAUUUCCGACAUGAGCAGUGGGGCCAGUCUGUUGGAGAAAUUGAAAUAGAAAAUCAUGAGAAAACUGAACUUUCCCUCAAAGGCGUUCGGAGCCACUCUUACGGUAUCAGGAACUGGUCUGAGAUUUACCGGUAUGUCAUGAUUUUGGCACGCUUUGAGGAUGGGACUGCGGCACAUUUAACAGUAAUUAAUAUGCCAGCUACCACAACUAACCUCACUGUAGGUUAUGUCUUUUUCCCCGAUGGGAGGAAGGCUGGCAUUGAGUGGUCCAAUGCCUCGCUGACUGAGAUGGCUGAUGAUGGUGUUAUCAAGGAUGAAUAUGGAGUCAGUUUUACUGCCGGUGGCAAGUGCUUUGAUGUUUCUGCAACACUGGAUAAGCAGGCGUGCCCCGUGGUGUAUAACGGCCUGACUGGAAGCGGUGUUUUCCACGAGUGCAUUGCAGAUUUCCGACUGAACGGGUUAACACAAGGCUGGGGCUUGGUUGAAUUUUAUUACAG